UGUUCAUGCGAAUUUACGACGUUGUUUGGUUGAAAUGUCGACUUAGUGGUUAGCGGAGUUUACCUUAAAUUAUUUCGUUGUAGGUAGUCGGAAUUUCAUUUGAAAAGUAUCGGGAAAAACUCCAGAAAAUGGGAUAUUUCCAGUGUCAUUAGUGGUUUCAAUUUACCGCGAACGGCAGUCCGGUAAAAUCACAUUGGACUGUCGUAAAGACGGUGGCAUCGAAUAACCGAGUCUGCUACGGCUGCACACGGUUAUUACGAAAGGACGCGAUAAUUUUCCCAAGAAAUAUUUUCAAUUCUGUGUAUGGCGAAUGUGUCUGGUGUUUUUAUUAAUUCCGUGUAACAGCUGCAAACCAUAAGUUUAACAGAAUUCGUUUCGGAUUUCACACAAUGCAUUUUGAUAAACUCGAAGUGAUUCCGGGAACUUUGUGUAGCUGAUUGGGCGGGUGGCGGACAAGCCGAGAGUUUAAAAGUCUCGGCGUGAAUUGAUUGGAUUUAAAGUGUGAAUAGCUCCUGUGGAAAGCAGGUGGAAUUGUGAUUUUUAAGACAUUUUAGUUUGUUCAUGGAGUGCGCGAAGAAACAUGUAAACAAGUGACUAUCGCCUUUGACAGUUGAAAGCACCCCUCGGUGGCCGCAUAGUAAACAAGUGACUGCGAGUCGAGUUUUUGUGUUUUUAUUUCGGAAAAGUGUGUGGUGUUGUUUCGCAGGCGUAGCAGCGAUAUUCGGUAUCAAAGACAAUUUUGACGUAACCAGAAAUAGUUUACAAACAAUUAUUCGAAAUAUUAACAUUAAAUCCGAAUACCUAAACAUCAUCACUUCAAACACGUUCAUCGUGUUUGAACGGAUGGUGUGGUUAAAUUCACGCCAAGAAUAUGGGAACAAAUGGGAAGCCUUUGUGAGAUAAGACACCAAAAUUAACCGAAUCAUCUCUAAAAGAACCUCAUUCCUGUGGUGAUAGCAUUGUCACCAAAAGUUUCGGUUCGAUCAGGGCCAAAACAACCCUACUGUGUACAAUAAAAAAAAAAUAAAAAUCUAGAGCCAAAAUCCAAACAAAAUGAAAGUGGAUACAAGUCGAGUGAAAAAGGGAACCUCCGAGGUUCCCCCGGAAUGCCAGCAGCUUAUAGAUAAAUUGCGACAAUGUUCACGAUCCGAACUGGUCACAGAGUUGGCGAAAAUAGAAACCUGGACUUUCGGCAAAUGUGAAUUAUAUCAUUGGAUCGAUAUUUUGGACAUCUUCGAUAAGAUCCUAGAAGAGGCUACUGAAAUUCAAGAUCAAAAUGAAUGGUGCUUGGCGUGUGAUCAGAAGUUUGUAGAGAGUGAUCGUCAACUUCUGUUAUAUGUCCUGAAUUUCACUACACUGCUGAUUGAGCACUCCUUCUCUCGGCACCUGUAUAACUCCGUCGAACAUUUGACGCGACUAUUGUCAUCCAGCAAUUUGGAGAUAGUGUUGGGUGUUCUCAAUUUGCUUUAUAUGUUCUCAAAGCGUAGUAAUUUCAUAUCGCGUCUCAACAGUGCAAAAAAGAACUCCUUGCUGACACGGCUUAAUCAUAUCGCUGAGAAUUGGGGCGGGAAGGAGUGUGGUUUCGGCUUAGCGAAUUGUUGUCGCGAAAACAUUGAACUACAAUCGUCGUCCUCCACAUUUUUUUACGAAUAUUACGAACAAGACGGUUCUGUACAGACGAUCGAGAUACCCGCCCUCGACAAAAGUAAUGCACCUGCGGCGCAAAUAACGAAGGACGUCUGUAGGAAAAUCGUCGAUUUGGAUGAUGACCAGAAGAUGCAUAUAUUUACAAGGAUUCGGCUAUGUUUGUCGUUUCAUAAAUACGAAGCACGAUUGCAAUUUGUGCAGGCUCGUUUGCAAGCGCUGUCCGUUCUCGUAUACUCAAACUCUCUACAAGAAAACAUACAUUCGCUCCUCUAUCCUGGGUUUCUUGAGGAGUUAGUUGAGCUAUUAGAAAUGAAGGAUCCACAUUUAGUUGAGAUACGAGCGGCAGCACUGCGGACAUUGACUUCUAUUAUACAUUUAGAUAGGAAUCCCCAUUUUCCAAAAAAGCCUGGUUCACGUCUAGGAAUGAUUAUAGACGUGACGGGCGCAUCGUUAUACCAUGGCUUUUUGCCGACUUUGGUGCGUAACUGCAUACAAAACUUGACCGCUUCAUCGAACAUAAUGCCGUCUUCCGCUGCAGCGCAACCAGUCAAGGGUGUGGGGGCCCAGACAACGGUUGCUGGUGACGAUGAUGAUAUCCACCAACAGCAGAAGCAGCUCCAACAAUUGCAAUUACAUCAACAUCGUACCAGCAGUAGUACCACUGGUGCAAGUCCUCAUCAACUACUUGCACUUCAGCAACAACAGAAUCUAUUCCCCUUGCCUUUGGCGACUGCUUUGUUCAGUUUCCUCUAUCAUUUAGCUAGUUACGAAUCGGGCGGUGAAGCACUCGUCGCCUGCGGUAUGAUGGAGAGUUUGCUACGUGUCAUCAACUGGCCCGGUUAUGAGCUCGAGCAUAUCACUUUCGUAACAAGAGCAGUCCGUGUCAUUGAUCUUAUAACCAAUAUUGAAAUGCAGUCAUUCCAAAACCAUGGCGGUUUGAACAGCUUCAUCGGUCGACUUGACAUGGAAGUCAACUUUUGUAGGCGAGAACAGCCUUUUGAAAUCGAACCACAACAUGAUCAACAAAGUCUUAGCAAUAUGAAUAUACGCAGCGGAAGCGCGGGAGGUGGUACUGGCGACGACUCCUUCCUAGUUUCCGAUGACACCAAUAUGUCCACGGAUGACGCACAUCCUACAGCAUCGACAUCAUCACACUCAUCUUCAUCGUACUCCUCAACGGCCGUCAAAGUGUCCACUUCGAAUUUCAGCAAUUCUCAAUUAUCCUUCGAGCAGAACAGUUGCAAUAGUAGCAGUAGUAAGACUUCCAAAAAUUCAAAAACAUGUCUACCCCAGCGGGCAGCUCUGCUGAAAUCCAUGCUCAAUUUCCUGAAGAAAGCAUUUCAGGAUCCAGCUUUUUCGGAUAGUAUUCGUCAUGUUAUGGAAGGUACCCUGCCCAGUUCACUUCGUCACAUAAUCUCUAAUGCCGAAUAUUAUGGACCGUCCUUGUUUCUUCUGGCAACUGAUGUAGUUACGGUUUAUGUGUUUCAAGAGCCUAGUUUGCUUUCAUCGCUCCAAGACAACGGAUUGACUGAUGUUGUACUACAGGCCUUACUUAAAAAAGACGUACCUCCAACCAGAGAGGUGCUGGGAUCAUUGCCCAAUGUUUUCAGUGCUUUAUGUUUAAACGCUCGAGGCUUAGCUGCGUUUGUCAAAUAUAAUCCCUUUGACCGACUAUUCAAAGUUUUGCUCUCGCCUGUUUACCUCAUGGCUAUGCGUCGCAGGCGUAGUUCCGAUCCAAUGGGUGAUACCGCCUCAAAUUUAGGCAAUGCAAUGGAUGAGCUGAUGCGUCAUCAGCCAAGCUUGAAGGCAGAAGCCACUAAAGCGAUAAUUAAGUUGCUAGAAGAAUUGGUAAAUCUUGGAACAGAUUCCAAGUAUAUUUGCUGGCGAGCAACGAGCAAGAAUGAGACAUCCCCGGUCGCACAGAGUCGACAUCAAUCAACUAGUAAUGCAGGAAACGAUGCAGGCAGCAGUGACGAAGAAGAUGAAGAUGAAGAGGAAGCUUCGACAUCGUCGCAUCACAACCAGCGUGACGACAACUCAAGUCAUGAUAAUGCCGAGAAUGCAACGGCUGUCGGUGCAACAGGAUCGGGAUCUACCACUGCUGUUUCAUCUCGCGAUCCAGCUGAAACUGGUGAACGCACGCCUAUUCCUUUAAUCGACUAUAUUUUGAAUGUGAUGAAGUUUGUGGAUGCAAUUCUUAGCAACAAUUCAACUGACGAUCACUGUCGAGAGUUCGUUGCUCAAGGUGGACUCAAACCCCUUCUUUGGAUCCUCGCUCUACCUAACCUACCUGUUGAUUCGCCGAUAACAACAUCAGCCCAAGCGGUGGCAGCAGUUUGCAAGAGUAUUUUGAAUUUAGCGCAUGAAGCACAGGUACUACAGGUGGGCCUUGAACAGCUGUCCGUAGUUGUUGACCUUUUGAAACCGCUACAAGUCCACAUUGCAAGUCCGGGUGGUAGCGUUCUACUGCGCGAAUUAGCCAAUUGUCCGAACAUUGAAGGAGCCUUCUCAAAUGCAUCUUAUACUCCACUCUUGCAUGCUAUGAGCGCGGUACAUGGAUAUGUUGUGAUGCUGGUCCAUGUAUGCCGGACAGGACAGAGUGAUAUCCGUAAUUUAUUACUCACAAAAUGGGGUCAGGACACCCGCUAUGGAAAAAAGUUGCUUAAGAACCUUGUCCAACUUUAUACCGCCCUUGUGUGGGAGAGCACUUUGUUAUUGGCACUGUGCACUGAUGAUAUAUUUCCUCAAGGCUGUGAGUUUGGAAAGGAAGAUAUCAAUAAACUUCCCUCUGAUAACGUCGAGGACAACAAAACCGUGGGAGACCCUGAGCCGGCCGCAGCCACAACAGUACCCUCUGCAAUGGAGUUGGACGCAGCAGUUCCUCUAGCUCCUUCCCCCGCGAAAGACGAAAGCACAUCCAAAUCUAAGAAAAUGAUUGCGUCGCCCGGACAGCUACGUUAUAUAAAGGCUUUACUGGGGGCAUCAUCACGACUAGGCAGAGCGUUAGCCGAGCUUUUUGGUAACCUUGUGAAACUGUGCGUUGGAUCACCAAUUCGACAGCGACGUGGUCAGAAUUUCCCGCCUGCAAUGGCAGUAACAUCGAACGAAUCCAAGGAAAUAGCUCGUGUUCUCAGCUACAUUCUUGUUGAUGGCUUUUCCUACAACAAACUUAAGCCGUCACCAAUUCCAAAAUUGAAGUUGACAUUUUUGAUUUGCUCCGUCGGAUUCACAGGUCCAAUGCUUUUUGACGAGAAACGUUAUGCCUUUCAUUUGAUGCUGCACAAAUUCGUCGAGGAAGGCGGCCUGGAAGCGUUCUUUGGAAUGUUUGAAUGGGCAGUUACGUCUGGUUGGACGGUGAAUCUCGAGGAUACGUUAGAUAAUCAAAAUUUUCCAGAAGGAACAGGAGAAUUUCUCGAUGCGUGGCUAAUGCUCCUCGAAAAGAUGGUGAAUCCGAAAGCGAUCCUAGAGUCACCGCAUGUUAUUAAUGCCAGGUCAAAUCGUUCACGUCCUGAAUUCGAUGGAAUUCAAUAUCUGAGUAUCGUGCAUCGACUGGCCUUCUCCGCUGUGACACGGAUCUGGGGCAUGAAACCAAUCCCAACGUACGGGGUACGAAUGACAGAGUCUAUGAUGUCUAUCCUGAAGCACAUUUUAAAGGGAGAAAAGAUAAUUCGUGAGAAAAACAAAAAGAGGCAAGAGACGUUGGAUUUGGAAAAGUUGACAUCGAAGGAAGCAACCAGGGCUACCAAUGUCACCUCGUCCGCUACCACUUCACAGCCUGGACCGUCAUCCGGAAGGGCACAGCCACUCGUCAACCAGGACCAUCUUAAACAACUAAUGGACAUGGGCUUCAGUCGAGAGCAUGUGACAGACGCGCUACUACACACGGCAACUGUCGAGCAAGCAACUGAAUACUUGCUGUGUAAUCCUCCGCCACCUCCUCCACCGCCCAUUAUUGGCGAAUCAACCGUCGAUGAGAGCUCUAACUCCAUGGACUUGGACAUGGAAUUGGGAGCAGCUGGCGGCUCAGCUCCAUUUGAUCCAAGUGCAACUAUACAGGAUUAUGGAAAUGUCCCGAAGCGGCACACAUUAGAAAAUGCUGCUCCCCUCACUGAUGAAAUUCUAAUCCCAUUCAGUUAUGCUGCGAUUGAUACGUGUUUAUAUUUGAUGGACGCCUUGCCGGACACUGUAACCAAAGGUACAGAAUUAUUGGCUAUUUUGUACAGACGCAGCGACUACAACUGGAAAAUGAACAUGUUGAAUAAGCUUGUGGAGCAAAUGCGCGACUAUUUGAAUAAAAUCUGCAACGGGCUCAAAAACGACGAGGAGCAACAUGAGGAUAUUUACUUUGGAGAGGUAGCAAAUUGCUUCCAGGUUCGCUUGCAUAUCUACUGCCUCUUUAUGGAUGAAAUUUACCCUGAUAUUCGUGUCCCAGCGGUGCAAAUGCUAAAGAAGCAUAAUGCAGUCCCCCAGUUCAUAGAUGCCUUUUUGCUAACUGAAAAACGUAUAUCCAAGACAGUGGCGUUGAUCGGUUGCUGUGGAGGGACGCCAAAAUGGCUGGCCCAGCUUAUCAUAUUCAUGGACUUGUACGAAAAAGUAGCUGUUUACACCCAGCGUAGAGCUGACAUGCAUAAAGUGACGACUAAGAUAUGGAAGUGGUACGAUGUGACCUCUGGAAAAUGGAAUAUCUACACCAUGUCUAACAAUAAGAUCAUCAACGACGCUUACUUUUCCGGUGAAUCAUCGGUGCGAAUAUCCUGCGGUCGGCAACGCUAUUCCAUUAAUUUCAAUUGCAUGUCACAGGUGAACGAGGAGACAGGCAAUCACAGACCUGUGAUCCUUGCAUUGAAAGCAACUGAGACUCGUCAAUCGGCAUUGAUUCCGUCGGAUGAUGAGGAUGUCGUGCCUUACAACAGUGACGAAGAAGGUGCCUCGAAUGUUGACGAGACUGGCGGUCAGCAGAAGAGUAAAAGUGAAAAAUCAUCAGAUCAGCCUGCUGAGAAGCCUUCUGAAUCUGGUAGCCGCACGACACCGCCUUUCCAAGAGAAUGACUUCACUUUGAAACUGACGGGCUUGGACGAAUUCGAUACUGGCAACUUGGUAUCAGUUUGUGUUCGAUUAAUGGCCCCCACGAUUGGAGUAGAUCGUGAUACUCUUCAUGCGAUCAUGAAGCUUUGUGUGCGCUUAACUAAGUCAUUCGAGAAUGCAGAAAUUUUCGCCCGUGAAGGGGGUGUCCGACUCCUACUAAAUAUGCGACAAACUUGCAGCUACAUUGGCUUCCCUACCCUUUCUAUUUUAUUGAUUCGCCACGUACUUGAAGAGCCGAAAACCUUAGCAUUGGCUAUGGAAAGGGUUAUCGCUGCUAGGACAUUACAAACCAUACCGCCCAGCUAUAGAGAUCUGGUUUUCCUGUUGAGACAAAUGAGUUCGGCGGUCUCUCGUGAUCCUAAAACGUUCAGGGAAGUCGCUCAGGCUAUGCUUCGUAUUGAUAUCAGUAUUUUACGGCGAAACUCAAUCAAUGAGGAUAAUAGGCUUUUAUUGAAAUCUGUGCAAAAUGUGAAGCAAAAUCAUGUGAUGGACGAAGAAGUGUCGGUGCAGGUUGUCCAUGAUUUGCUCAAAGCGUUGAUUGUUCCUUGCGUAUACCUGUCACCUUCGCAUAGCACAAAUCAGCUUGGCGGAGCAAGUGCAGGCCCGAUCAACAUCCCAGCACCCCCAGCCGCGACAUCGACUGCAGGUCAAGCUCCUCAGAAUUUAAUCAUCGAAGUGAACAGCCCACUUCAGCAUUUGGCCUCCUGCCAGGCAUUGCCGGCUUCGACAGCAGCGUCUUUCCGUCGAAUAGCAACCAGUGCAAAUAGUAGCCUAAAUGCAGCACCUACCACAAGUACAUCCGCUAGUGGUGGGGACACUCUCUCGGAUGCGAAUAAACAGGGCGAAAGCGAAGAAAAGUGUUGCGGAUGGCAUAUACCAAGCGCAACGCAUGAGCACGAUAAGCCUUUGUUACCGCGUGCGACUAUAUUGAAGUUCCUAGCGGAUGCAGUCCGUUCUUAUCAAACGUUCGCACCGCUCAUCACCGAUUACGUCUAUAAGAUUGGAGACAGUCCUUUAAUCGUUGAAGAUACUUCCGCCUUGGCAUUUAUUCUGGACAAACUUUUGCCCGCAACUGAAUUAACAACUGAUCGUGAGGUGACCUCUAUGUCUCGCGCUCUGAUCGCAGCGCUUGCAUCCUGCUCAGAUCAGCCAAAUGUGCAAUACACCGUAGUAAGUGAAGUAAAGGCAGCCAUCAACCGCGCAUUGGCAAUGCCCGAAUCGGCGGACAAACACUCCCAAUUGCAGAUUCUGGUUGGUCUCAUCCCAACAAUGAUUGAAAAUUGUCCUCCGGAAAAUUCACAAUUGCUGAAAUUACAUCACUUCCAGCCGAAGCGGAACGAUAUCUUUUACAUAAUGAUUCGUAAGGGACUAAUAAGCGACCUAGCUAAGUUAACUCAAUAUCUAGACUUGUCUAGUCCGCAUACUAUUGCAACUGUGAAUGCCACGUUGAAACCACUAGAAACCUUGCUUAGAAUGACAAACCAGCCGGGUCCUGUGCCUUUGUCUAGCAAGAGCAAGAAAUCAGGUACCCAAUCAAGCAGCGGUGGAACUCUUGGAGCAAGCAGGAAUGCUAACGUUGGUGACGAGGGUGCUGAUUCGGCUGCCACUGUCGGCUCACGACGACCUGCUCCCCAUAUGGACGAUGAUAGUGAGCUACAAGGCGAUGAUUCCCAACUGGCGCCGAGCAAUAUAGCGUCUGCCAUCGCAGAAUAUGCAAGCGCUCUUGAGGAACGAUUCAAUGAAGCAGCGAAUGUUGAUCAGGAUGUGAUAGCUAUUGCCGAUCUGGCUGUCGGCGGUGAUGAAGGAAUUGUCCGUGGUCAAACCAAUGAUUCCACGCAGGUGAAUCUCGAGGAUAUAAUGGACCAGCUUUUAGACAGAAGUUCCAACAAUGAUCGUGCCUCGGGGCAACUUCCCGGAAAUGUAGAAUCGCGAGGUAAUGCUGAGGAGAACAUCGAAAUAGACUUCAACGCCCGGGUGAUUGAAACUAGCAGUGAAUCCGGGGAAUCAGACUCGAAUGGUUCCGAUAAUGACGAGCAUGAAAUCGAUGAGGAAGAUGAAAAUGAAGAGGAAGCGGAAGACCGUAGUGAAAUUGAUGUAGAUGAAGAGACGCGGCAGUUUAUCGAACUCUAUGACCAUGUCUACGGUCGACAUUUAUCGCCCAGCAUACCGGAACUUGAGCGAGAUACAGAUGAUAUACUAAUGAUCCGAUAUCCCAGUAUUGGGAACGCCGAUGCACCAGGCGGGGUGGCAUCGAAUGAAGCGGGCGUAGAUACGGGGGGUAUAAAUAAUCAGUCUUCAAAUGCCAGCGCCGGAGAAGAGGGCAGUUCUCACAAUGCUCCUAGUACUCAUCGUCGAAUAUUUACCAAUGAUAUUGCGGAUAUCUUUGAAUCGAUUGGUGGAAGCGGGGCAUCAGGCAGUUCCAAUGAAUUAGCUGCGAAUGUAUCGACGCUGGGCAACAACACACCAAACGAAUCUCUGUCGACGUUGGGAGUCGGUUCAGCCAGCUCAAAUUCAGCUGAUGAGACAGUUGCUUCGAGGCUCCCCAUGGCAUCAUCGUCUUCAGUAUCAGGGGUUACUGAGAGCGGUGUUUCCUCCGGUUCAACAGGCGGUGGCACGCAUCGUAAUCAUCACUAUCAUCACCAUCAUCACCACCAUUUACAUUCGGUGCGCGCCGUUGCACACUUCCCUACCGCUACAGGAAAUCAAAAUGAUCGCGCCGGGUCUAGUGUAGGCGCAGUGGUUUCGACAGUGUCUGUACCGGUAGGAGCCCCAUCAGGGACCGGAGUACAUGCGUCGUCAUCCCAAAUGCAGCCGCAAGUCAAUUUGUCCUUGACAUCACAAGUGCAGUCGUCUUCAUCGUCCAAUAGUGGAGUUUCGGGUGCCCCUCAAAGACUGGUGGCCGUAACUAGAACUUUCCGGACUCAAUUAGCUAGCGGGGCAGAUGGAAAUAAUUUGCGACAACGACGCUAUCAAUUGCUUAAUAUAAACUCCCGAAAUACCCCAAUAAUCCUGCAACGAUUGUUAGGACCUGGGAGCUCAAGUGCACAAAAUGUUGGCGGUAAUACUUCCGCUGCUACAGCUGGAGAUUGGAUUGAUCAAUUGGGAAAUGAAGGGGGCGGCGGGACAAAUUCAGCAGGAGGCAAUGCGAGCGCUUAUCGUGAUGCAACCAGGGUUGUUCUGAUGGAUAAUGCUUUCGGGAUAUUCUCAAAUACGGAUGAAGGUUCGAUCGAUCUAGUCGAUCAAGCUGGCUAUUUGUUUGGUCGUUCGCUCGCAGCGACUUUGUCCAGUACACCGAUAGCCUUACAUUGGUGGUUGGAAGAGGCAAAAGCAUUAGGCCUAGAAUCACAGUCAGAUAUUUGCUUGACAGUUGCAGAUAGUCUCAUUCCUGAGCUAGAAAUGCAGAAGGCCCUGGAGUUAGCGAAAAUUCGGGGAAAGAAAAAGAAGAAACAAGCCGAAGAGGAAGGUGGUGCGAAAGCUAGUACGGGGUCCGCUGAUAAAAACGCUGCUACUAGCAAGGAUGAAGUGAAACAGGCUCACACUCAGACAGUUUCUCUUUCCGGUGAAUCCCAUGCAAUGGAGACUGCAGAGAGUCAAACUGAGCGAGCUUCAAGUGAUAACGCACGGAAUUUUGUGAUAGGUAUGGAUACAACGGAAGCUAUAUCAAGCCCACAAGCCACGGGAGAGCAUCAAAUUUCUUCGCAACAGACUCAUCUUAGAGCCAGCAGUGGACAAUCGCCUGCUCAAGAGGGUGAUACUUCCGGUUGCCAGAAUGCAGAUUCUGAGGAUGUAGAUAAUACCGCUGGGGAAGUAUCAACUCAAAGCGCGACCAGAUCAAGAACUACUGGUGCCGGCAACGCUCAAAACGAGGCCAUGUCUACUGCUUCAAAUUCAGAUUUCAUUAGCGAUACGGAGCACGAAACUGAUGAAGGUAAUACGUCACCAACAAUUGAAUUUUCAUCCAUCAUAUUGCCGCUAGAAGAUGAAGAAAAUGAUGAAGACGACGAUGAUGACGAGGAGGAGGAUGAUGACGAAGACGAGGACGAUGACGAGGAAGACGAAGAUGAUGAGGAGGAGGACGAAGAUAUAAUCAAUAACAGUUCUGAACAGUCAAGCGAAUUGGGAGGAGAAGAAGGGGUUGUGUUCAAUAGACGAUCGGCUGGUGGUGCAGGCAAUGUGACAGCUGAAGAUAAUGAAACAGACGAGGAUGAUGAUCGUGCUAUGCGCCGCCGGCAACCACUUUCCCGGCAGGAUAAUCAACCGGCAAAUAUAGCGGGUCAACAACAAUCCAUUGGUGGUGCGACCGCUAGCAGUAAUCAAGACUUGGGCGAAGUUGGUAGUUUGGGUGAAAGCGAAGAAACGAACGGAGAACGUCAGGAAAGCGGGGGUGAAGCCGACAGUGGACAGAAUGACGAUGAAGAUGCUCCAACUUCAUUGUCAAAUCUUCAUUCUAUGAUGAUUGACGAGGCUGCUUUGUUGCCGCUGCCAGUUGAAUAUGACGAAGAAGAUGAAGAGGAGGAACUCGAGGAAAUUCUCGAAAUGAUAGAUAAUGAAGGUUCAAGACGGCGUGCACGGCUUUUGGAUCAACCUCAGGAAAGCCAACAACACGAGGAUGCUACCAACGAACAGAAUCGAACAAAUGAGACUCAGGAGGAAGGUGGUUCCACUGAUGUAUCUAAUAACCCGUCAGCGACUAGCAGUAAUAUUUCUGUAUUACAAGAGAGUUUAGGGGGAUUAUCUGGGGCUACAGCCCUGUCAUCAGCAAUAUCACAAGCUACUGUAACCGUUUCAAUGUCGAGUACGGAUGAGGCUGCAGCCAUUGCGAAUGAGCUUGGUGACCUUGAAAUACCAGAAGGUGUAGACCCAUCAUUCCUAGCAGCAUUGCCACAAGAAAUGCGCCAGGAGGUAGUAGCGGAGCACUUGCGAUUGCAACGCAUUCGACAGCGGGCACAACAGAAUGCGAUACAAGUAGAACAUGCAUCAGUGAUUGAAGUUAAUCCUGAAUUUCUGGCUGCCUUGCCACCUAAUAUCCAAGAAGAAGUUCUCGCUCAACAACGAAUCGAGCAACAACGCCAGGCUGCGGCCGCAACAAAUCCCGAAGAUCCAGUUGAUGCAGCAGCAUUUUUCCAGAAUUUACAACCGUCGCUUCGACAAGCGAUACUUACCGAUAUGGAGGACUCACAGAUAUCCGUUUUGCCACCUGAAUUGGCUGCAGAGGCGCAGAAUUUACGCCGAGAUUGGGAGAAUCGCAAUCGACAAAUGAUGCAGGAGAGACUUCUCAAUCAAAUUGGAUCGUCAACGUCUCGUUUGCCGUCAGUUCGAUAUCUAUAUCGUCGACCCCGUUUCCCCGGGCAUACAAUUAUGCGGACAAGAUUUGCUAACUGGAACAUGAAUGGGAAUGUAGCCGACAAUACUCCAGGUACAAUGACGCUAAUGGAACGCCAUGGUCGUCCAUUGCUUGACCAUGAAGCGCUCUCUUCGCUUUUGAUUUUGCUCUUCAUUGACGAACCUAAAUUCAACACAUUGCGAUUGCAUCGUGUUAUAAGAAAUCUGUGUUGCCACGUGCCGACACGUGAAUGGAUUAUAAAGGCUCUACUAUCGAUUGUUGAACGUAGCAAUAGUAAAGUGAAUACGGCGACAUGGUUUAAUGGUGUUGCUACAAGGCCGCAGUGGCUGAAUAUCCGUCUUGACGCCGCACUAGGAUCACGAGCCAACGUAUUUGUAAUCAGGAAGAGUGGAAAUGAUGAAUAUAAAGUGGCUAUCCAUCCUCAGGCAUCGCAAAUAGUAUGUAAACAUACGUUAGAUUUACUGAUUACGCUUGCCAAAAGUUUUCCGAAGAACUUCUUACCAUACAAGAAGCAGAACCCGUCGACGACCCCUGGAGAAGGUGGCACUGUAAGCGGGAGUACUAAGAAGACUUCAACUGAAGAGACCUUCACUUGCAAACCUGGCCCAUCUAGCUCUAUGUUCAUAGAUGAACCGGUAGUUGCGGCAGCAAGUUUAAUGGAAAACAGUACUGACUUCUGGGACAUUAUCGUAAGGUUAGACUGUAAUACAGUAGAGCGUAAGUCACAAGGGCCGUUUGCAUCCAAUUCCACCUCUUCAAUGCAAGCUAAUAUAUCAUCAACAGCCAAGAAUGUUAUAAGUUUCGACGAGUCGCCCUUCGGUCAAUUGAUCUCAAUGCUGUCGUACGAUAUAGUCAAAAAGUCGUCACAGCUUACGGAUAAACUGCUUCGGCUUUUGUCGUUUAUUUCUGUUGCAUUGCCUGACGAGAAGUUUCUGUCAGCGGGCGAAGGAGCAGCCAGUAGCAGUGCCGCACCUCCAAGCGGGGAAAGUAACGUUGCCACGAGUGACACCAAUAUGUGUGUUGAUCAGGACGUAGACCAAGCAAGCGAGACCGUCUUACCCAACUCGGAAGAGCAACUACGACUCGCAAUAGAAGUGUUAACAUCAAAAUCAUGCUCCGAGGAAGGAUUGGAGGAUGCAACGUCGUUGCUGCUGAAUAUGAGCCAAUGUUCAAAUCAGACAAGAACUGUGAUCCUUAACUUAUUGAUUCGCGGCGCCAAAGACUUAGCCAAGAUGGUGCAGCAACAAAUAAUCGAUCUCAUGUGCGAGCUUAAGGAGCUAAAUCAAAAGCACCAUGCGUCACCUUCUUCCGGCGAGCUUACACCCUCUGAGGAGCAACAGCAGGGUAGUUCUUUCUCAAGUGCUGCCGUCCCUGGCUGUUCUACUAGCGCCAAAUCAAAGGGUAUUCUUCAAGAUCGUUUUACCAAAGAGACUGUUAUCAUAAUGGCUCCGUCUAAAGUAAAACCGACAUGUGAAUUGCAGUUGAGCUCGAUGGUGCCGCUCAUAGCAAAGACUUCUUCACAAGCAUUCUUUCUUAGAAUAUUAAAAGUGAUUAUUCAAAUUCGUGAAGCUGUUCGGGAAGCAAACAGCAAAGAGGAGAACAAGGGCCGUAUUACGCUGGGACAGCACGAAUUAGCGCCGCUGAGUACAAUAUUAGAUCUGAACGAUUUGUGGAAUACGUUAAGUGAGUGUUUGCUUGAAUUGGAAGAGUCUGCUGACAAUCAUGCAGUGCUAGUUUUGCAACCUGCUGUGGAGGCGUUUUUCCUCGUCCAUGCAUCGACACAGUCUAAGAAGUCAUCGACACAGCGCCAACAGAGCAAUAAUACAACAGAUGACGAAGGAGCGGGCAAUACUAGUCAACCUUCACAUUCGUCUUUGGUGUCGUCUGGCCAGCCUACACCGCGAGUGGCAACCGGAACUGUAGCAUCUUCCGAUAGUACUACUACGUUCAAUAUUGCCGGAAGCGAAGAGAUGAAUGUAGAUAAUAGCGACUCAAGUGUAAGCUUAAGUCGAGAUGUGUAUGUACCAAGCGAUAAUGUAUCACAAGCUAGAUUCGAAACUGCUGCCCCAACGACUGACAGUGAUAAAUCAACAACUUCCUUGAAGGAUUUAUCUAAAAUGGCAGAUCAACAAAAGUUCCUCAAAUUUGCUGAGAAGCAUAGAACGGUUCUCAAUCAAAUUUUACGGCAAAUGACAACACAUUUAUCGGACGGACCGUUUGCUGUUUUGGUUGAUCAUACACGGAUUUUGGAUUUCGAUGUCAAGCGCAGAUAUUUCCGUACUGAAUUGGAACGUUUGGAUGAGGGGAUACGUCGUGAGGAGUUGGCUGUUCAUGUUCAUCGUGUUACUGUUUUUGAGGAUUCAUUUAGGGAGUUAUAUCGACGUAAUCCAGAGGAGUGGAAAAAUCGAUUUUAUAUUGUCUUUGAAGAUGAAGAGGGGCAGGAUGCUGGUGGAUUGUUGCGCGAGUGGUACGUUAUCAUAUCACGUGAAAUAUUCAAUCCAAUGUAUGCCCUGUUCACGGUAUCGCCUGGUGAUCGUGUGACGUAUAUGAUUAACCCGUCAAGCCAUGCCAAUCCGAACCAUUUAUGCUAUUAUAAAUUCGUUGGGCGUGUUAUUGCUAAGGCCAUUUACGACAAUAAACUGCUUGAAUGCUACUUUACCAGAUCAUUUUACAAACAUAUCCUUGGAAUACAAGUUAAAUAUACCGAUAUGGAAAGCGAAGACUAUGAGUUCUAUAAAGGUUUAGUAUUUCUGCUGGAAAAUCAUAUUUCAGCGUUAGGGUAUGAGUUGACAUUCAGCUUAGAAGUGCAGGAGUUUGGUGUUACGGAAAUUCGCGAUUUAAUACAGAAUGGUCGUAAUAUUCCGGUGACUGAGGAGAAUAAACUAGAGUACAUACAUUUGGUAUGUCAGUUGAAGAUGAGCGGUUCGAUACGACAACAGUUAAACGCGUUCCUAGAGGGAUUCUACGACAUUAUACCGAAACGAUUGAUUUCCAUAUUCAAUGAACAAGAAUUGGAACUCUUGAUAUCUGGACUGCCUAAUGUAGAUAUCGAGGAUCUGAAGGCCAAUACUGAAUAUCAUAAAUAUCAAGCUAACUCCAUUCAGAUUCAAUGGUUUUGGCGAGCGCUACGUAGUUUUGACCAAGCCGAUCGUGCCAAGUUCUUGCAGUUUGUUACUGGAACGUCCAAGGUUCCACUGCAAGGAUUUGCUGCACUGGAGGGUAUGAAUGGUAUUCAAAAAUUCCAAAUACAUCGUGAUGAUCGAUCAACCGAUCGCCUACCAUCCGCGCACACAUGUUUCAACCAGUUAGACUUACCUGUAUAUAAGACUUAUGAUAAACUGCGUUCCAGCCUCUUGAAGGCGAUUCAUGAGUGUUCGGAAGGUUUUGGAUUUGCUUAAAAUGUUAUUUGGACCACCGCAUUUCACCAUGCAUUAUUUCCGAUAUAUUCUGCGUGGGGGGAUUUCUCAAAACGCAUCAUAUAUAAAACGUAACUUGGUUAUUUUCAAUGUGUCUUAGAAUUUACACAACUUUUAGUUUUUCUUUUCGUCUUUGAAUAUUCUUUAAUUUUGUUUCAAAAUUGAGAAAAUCGUCCAGGAGGGCCAUUCAUUUUUCUUUUUUCAUGGUAACUUACUUUCAUAUUUAUAUAACAUGUAAUUUAAAACAGUAAAUAGUAUCAUUAAAAAAAACAUGAAAAGGAAGAACGGAAGAAAUUUCAGAACGGGAAUAGGAUGGAGAUCAAAACACGACGAAAUUUAUCGAAUGUCUAUUUCGGGGGCAAAUUAAUAGAUUUACUAUUCCUGACAAAAAAGGUAUGUUUAGUCAGAUUGCUCUUAAAAAACAACCGCUGCCUCUCAUCCUAAUUGUUUUCGCGAGUCGUGUUUCAUGAACAUGUGGAUGAAUUUAGGGAUACAUUCCUUGAAAAAAAAAUUUGUUUUUAUUAUUCUUAACAUUGCUUUUCAUUUGAUGGGGUUCGGAGCGAGAGGAGAGAGAGAUCUUGAAAUACUCAUGGUUUUAUUUCUUUUAAUUUUCGGUUUCCUAUUAUACAAUAUUUGGAGAAAUAUUGAUGACUGUUCAUUUUCAUUUUGAUGAUUGAAAACAGGCUCUAGAAAAGGGAAUUCGUCUUCUGAUUUUAUCGCUAAAUAACAUUAUUUUGCCUCUUUGACUUUCGAAUUCGUUACGCGCUGUUGACUGUGGAUAUUGAAGGGAUUAAAAAUGACAUAAGUCGCAUAUACACGAUGUUGUAAAUAGUUUAAUAUUGAAUAAUAAAAAUAUUGAGAAAAUA
Molecule: messenger RNA, 16358 nt
Organism: Hermetia illucens (black soldier fly)
Lineage: Eukaryota; Metazoa; Arthropoda; Insecta; Diptera; Stratiomyidae
Gene: HUWE1
Product: E3 ubiquitin-protein ligase HUWE1
Exons: 18
Coding region: 1054-15474 (4806 amino acids)
Biological process (GO): protein polyubiquitination; positive regulation of protein catabolic process; proteasome-mediated ubiquitin-dependent protein catabolic process
Cellular component (GO): nucleus
Molecular function (GO): ubiquitin-protein transferase activity; protein binding
Source: RefSeq, a predicted model, not a curated record